UGAGGAUGAGACCGAGAGUGUUGAGGACUUCCAAGAUGCUUAUAACGAGUUAUACAAGGAGUGUCUCAAACAAGGUGAGAAGUUGCUUUCAUUGAGCACGAGGCUCAAAACAAGUGAAGAUGAAAAGAAAGUACUUCAUAUGGACUUAGUGAAGUCCAAAACUCAUAUUUGUGGGCUUGAGGAGGAGAAAAAGUCCAUCCAUGACAAG
This is a messenger RNA of Ilex paraguariensis (yerba mate), 208 nucleotides long. Lineage: Eukaryota; Viridiplantae; Streptophyta; Magnoliopsida; Aquifoliales; Aquifoliaceae. The record is from the annotation of a GenBank genome assembly.